AUGGCUAUAGGUCUUAAAAAUUUGAGUACAAAUAAAUGUAUUAGAUAUUAUGCAAAGGAAGCUACAAUUAAUAAUGAGAAAUCAGAAUUUAUUAAACUAACACGUUGGAAGGAUAACGAUAUUUUUGGGUGUGGAUUAGUUUAUCCACCAACUAAUAAAUUAAAUGAAGAAUUUCCUUAUGUGUUCUUUACACAAAAUGGGAAACAAAUUGGUAGAGGUGUUUUAUUAAAGGACAAUUCUGAUGAAUAUAAACCAGAAGUUUUUCUUAAAUGUUGUUCUGUAGAAACAAAUUUUGGAAUAAUUUGGAGACCAAACCUUUUAAAUAUGAUAUUUCAAAACAUGUAA
Messenger RNA from Meloidogyne enterolobii, 345 nucleotides. The record is from the annotation of a GenBank genome assembly. Lineage: Eukaryota; Metazoa; Nematoda; Chromadorea; Rhabditida; Meloidogynidae.